UAAUUUACUCAAUCAUACAAUUAAGCUAAUUGAAAUUGAAUAAGUAUUUUCCAUUUUUUCUUCUACAAUCGCCAACUGUCACAGCUAAUUGCGUCUAAUACGGUAACGACGUCAGCUCAAUCGGUAAUCGGCGACAAAUUCAAUCACUAAAUUCUUUCAAAUUUCUCCGACUCCGUCGUCGUCUCCGAUUCCAACAACCCUAAUCCCCUUAAGAACAAAAUAAAUUAGGAUUAAUUAAGGGUUAGGGUUUUCAGGAAUUAAAUUCAGUUGAAUUGUUAAUUCCGAUCGAUUUUUCGUUGAAAAAAGGGGGAAAGCAAAAUAUGACGAGGAUGGCGAGGAGUUGUAUGCAGUCAUUGUUGAAAUUAGUGAAUUCGGUUAUUGGAAUGGUAGGAAUUGCGAUGAUUUUGUAUGCUCUUUGGAUGUUUAGGGUUUGGCAUAAGCAAAUGGGUCCUUAUCCUCCUCCUUUCUUUGGACCUGAUGUCCCUGCACCAUGGUUCAUUUACGCAACACUUGGUCUUGGAAUAACUUUGUCUAUAGUCACUUGCUCGGGUCACAUUGCUGCAGAAACUGCUAAUGGCUGUUGCUUAUAUAUUUACAUGGUUUUUGUCUUCCUACUUCUCAUGAUCGAAGCAGCUGUGACGGUAGAUGUAUUCCUUAACAGAAACUGGCAAGAGGACUUUCCCGAGGACACGACGGGGAAUUUCGAUGAGCUCAAACACUUUGUAAAAGAUAACUUUGACAUCUGUAAAUGGAUUGGCUUGUCAGUAGUGACUGUGCAGGGGCUAACCAUAUUAUUCGCAAUGAUCCUCAAAGCUCUAGGACCACAUCAGGAAAGGUGUUAUUAUGAGAGCGAUGAUGAUUAUAUUCCCGACAGAGUCCCACUGUUGAAGAGUUAUGUUCCUUCAUCUUCUUAUGUUGUCGGUGACCCUAUGUAUGGACCUAAGAAUGAUGCUUGGAAUAUCAGAAUUAACAGCAAGGUAGCCAGAUGAGCUCCAAGUUCAGUUAAUCAAUCAGCAAGAACCAAAUUUGCGAUACAAUCGUUCGCAUUGUGAAGAAUGUGUUUUAAAGUUGAAGGUGGAAUUAACCAUUGGUAGAAUUCGUAUAAACAUAUGCAGUGCUUGUAUAUUCCCGAUUCCAUAUACUCUUUACACUUGUUGGACAAUGUGAAAAUUUAGCUGUCAAGUGUCGAAAAAUGCCUAGUUUAAUCGCUUUAUGUUUAUAUUAUUAUAUGGUAAUGUAAUAGUAGAAUCAUGAAGUUUACUAAGUACAAAAAAGAAGAAGAAAUCUCAUCGUUGAAUUCUUUUGCUGUAUUUACUUAUUUGUUUGCCCCUAUUGUUGAGUAACAAAAUCAAUCAAUACUUGUGUUAUAUUAUAAGUAAAA
Molecule: messenger RNA, 1381 nt
Organism: Solanum pennellii
Lineage: Eukaryota; Viridiplantae; Streptophyta; Magnoliopsida; Solanales; Solanaceae
Product: tetraspanin-19
Exons: 6
Coding region: 321-989 (222 amino acids)
Cellular component (GO): membrane
Source: RefSeq, a predicted model, not a curated record